AUGCAUGAGUCUAUCUCAACUUCAACGGUCGAUGUCACUGGCAGACACCACUCGGCCCUUGAUCGGCGACAGAUUGUCGACAUCGCAAAUUGGCGGCAGAGGAAUGUGUAUGACACCUUCUCGCGUGGUGGAAAUCCAUCUCGAUCUACCACCAACAUCCACCGUCGUAGAGGCACCGCUAUUGACCCUUCUGAAGAGGGGACCAUGUCAGCCCCAGCCUUAGGGCUCACACCAACGAUGGCGAGACCGCAUCUUCUAGGCCUGCCCGGCGAACUACGCGUCAAGAUAUGGAAGCUGGUAUUCGAAGACGCGAAUGCAGCGCCUUCUCGAAACAGCCAUCGAAUCUACGAAGAGAGCUGUUUCAGCUGCUUCGAAGAACAGCGACCGUUCCCCAUGACAUGGAACGCCACGUUCGAGCCUCUACUGACUUGCAAGCAAAUCUACAGCGAAGCACACGAGAUACUACUGUCGGGCAUGAUGAUCGAGAUCCGCAACCCCAUUUUCGACCUCUCGUGGCUUGCCUGGCCUCUCCCGCCGAUCAACCAUAAGGUCCGACGUCUCGUCGUCUGGGCUCACAUCAACGGCCACAACAGCCGCCAAUGGGUCUCGACGUGCGACCUCUUGAAGAACGCGUUCCCAGCCAUGGAGAGCCUCGUCGUCAAAGCGCACAUGCGGCCACAGGAAGGCGCCGAGGAAACGUUGGACGCAGCUGCUCUCGCAGGGUCCAUUGUGCGGCUGAAGCACAACAAUGCCGGGCUUGCAGUGACGCUGGAGUAUGGCUACCGCUACCACAAGUCCAUGUGGCACAACCCAAGGCUCGGCCAGAUUACCUCGCACGACAUAAUGGAGGACAACGACCGCUUCGUGCGCGAUCUGAUCGAGGAUCGUGAGUUUGGGGAAGCCGCGCUGCAAGCGCACCGAGACGACGCCGACGAAGCGGCUCUGGCCAUGGCGUUCAUGAGAGUCACAAUUGCUCAUGAAGAGAACCUGUUUGAAGCCAUGGUCAGAAGCCGAGAGGAGAGACAAAGACUUGGGGAAGCGAAACUGGCAAGCACACAAGCGUAG
This is a messenger RNA of Exophiala spinifera, 1065 nucleotides long. RefSeq lists its product as uncharacterized. The transcript has a single exon. The record is from RefSeq and is a predicted model, not a curated record. The coding region runs from base 1 to 1065 and encodes 354 amino acids. Lineage: Eukaryota; Fungi; Ascomycota; Eurotiomycetes; Chaetothyriales; Herpotrichiellaceae.